Messenger RNA from Colletotrichum spaethianum, 879 nucleotides. RefSeq names its product major allergen Asp f 2. The transcript is spliced from 2 exons. Lineage: Eukaryota; Fungi; Ascomycota; Sordariomycetes; Glomerellales; Glomerellaceae. Gene Ontology annotation, molecular function: zinc ion binding; integrin binding; metallopeptidase activity. The record is from RefSeq and is a predicted model, not a curated record. The coding region runs from base 1 to 879 and encodes 292 amino acids. Gene Ontology annotation, cellular component: fungal-type cell wall; extracellular region; cell surface.
AUGAUGUACAGCUUCGCCACCGCAGCUCUGCUGCUCUCCGUCCUCACGGACGCUACUCCCCUCGCCCGCCGCCAGGCCUCCGAGACCGUCUCCGUCCCCGUGGCCACCUCCACGCCCCAGGCCCCGUACGACUGGGCCUCCGGCUGGCAAAAGACCUUCCCCAUCCACCAGUCAUGCAACGUCACCCUCCGCGCCCAGCUCGAGGUCGCCCUCGCCGAGACCCAGCAGCUCGCGGCCCACGCCCGCGACCACAUCCUCCGCUUCGGCAACUCUUCCGAGCACGUCCGCAAGUACUUUGGCAACGCGUCCACCGCCACUCCCGUCGGCUGGUACGACCGCGUCGUCAACGCCGACAAGACUGGCAUGACCUUCCGCUGCGACGACCCGACAAGAACUGAGGGCUGGGCCGGCCACUGGCGCGGAUCCAACGCCACCCAGGAGACCGUCAUCUGCCCCCUGUCCUUUGAGAUCCGCCGCCCGCUCUCCUCCGUCUGCGGCCUCGGCUACAACGUUGCCAACUCCAAGCUCAACACCUUCUGGGCCACCGACCUCCUCCACCGCGCCUUCCACGUCCCUCUCAUCUCCGAGGGUGUGGUCGAGCACUACGCCGAGGACUACACCGAGGCCCUCGAGCUCGCCAAGAACAACGCCACCUUCUCCGUCGUCGACAGCGACGCCCUGCAGUACUUCGCCAUCGACGUCUGGGCCUACGACAUUGCCGCUCCCGGCGUCGGAUGCUCUGGUGAGAGUGAGGAGAAGGAGGAGGAGCCCACCCCUACGACCACCGCUACCGGGUCCGCCGCUACCACGGCCGCCGCAACCUCCAGCGCGCCCCAGGAGUGCCACACCCACGCCGACGGUGCUCUGCACUGCGUCUAA